AUGCGCCCGAGGUGCUCCUUCUGUCGAGUGCGAAGUUUCUACUUCGGAGGAGUGCUUCAACAUCAAAUUAUUUUACAUUUCUACCUUGCAUCAUUGUUGUCCACCGGGCUAGGUCUUGCUUUCUUUGUAAGCGCCAGGCCCUCAACAUCUCGAACUGUCUUCAGUCGCAUUCUCGACGGCAACCUUCCCGCCGACAUCGUGCACGAGGACGAUUUGGUGCUGGCUUUUAAAGACAUCCAGCCCCAGACACCCGUGCACAUACUCGUGAUUCGAAACGGAGGGAUAUCGCUCGGAUAUCGGAGCUGGAUAUAAUCACCGUGGACGCGAACAGCACUGUUGGAGAGGAGUCGGAGAGCCACGAGAAGCAAAUACUUGAAACAAACCUUCUUCUGGGCCACCUUCUCCGGAUUGCCGGACGAUUGGGGAGGGAACACUGUGGCGAGCCCGGAUUCCGAUUGGUUAUCAACGACGGCGUCGCGGGUGGGCAGAGCGUCCCACAUUUGCACGUGCACGUGCUGUGUGGGCGAAAACUGGGGUGGCCGCCGGGAUGAAAGUAGAGGGUGGCUUUUUGGAAUCGAUGCUGUGCUGUUGCGCGAUGGCGGGAUGCGCACAGAUAAUGAAAAUCAAGUCUAAAACUUUAUGCGCUCCUCUUCCUUCAAGUAGUGCUGGUGUGCUCUUUCCAUGUUCGAUUAUUUGAU
Messenger RNA from Amoebophrya sp. A120, 698 nucleotides. NCBI's taxonomy places the organism in Eukaryota, Dinophyceae, Syndiniales, Amoebophryaceae. The record is from the annotation of a GenBank genome assembly.